CGAAAUGUAAAUUUGUGUAAAUGAAAAAAAAAACUGACUGCCGCAGUCGAGAGUCAAACCUCAAAAAGAAAAAUAAAUAUUUACAAAUACAGAUUUCAAUUAAUGUCCGCAACAUGUCCGCGCUGCCGAGAGUCGAUAUAGAUCAGCCUAAAUUCGAUCAAAGCACGUAUAUUGGACGCUUCAAACACUUCUUCUUGCUCACCAAUCCGUUAAACUUGCUCACUAGCAGCGCCGAAUUAGAGCGUUCGCAACGCAUCGUCAGGAACUACCGCGCCGGCAAAGACAUAACGAGUGACGUAAGCACACUUGACGAACUGUGGCAUGCUAAAUAUAUAUACGAUUCAGCAUAUCAUCCGGAAACAGGCGAAAAGUCACCGCUCAUCGGACGCAUGUCGGCGCAAAUGCCCAUGAACACCAUUAUUACGGGCUGUAUGCUCUCUUUUCACAAGAGUACGAGCGCCGUUGUCUUCUGGCAGUGGUUCAAUCAGACCUUCAAUGCCAUAGUGAAUUAUACCAAUCGCUCGGGUUCUUCUAAGCUCACCACUGGCGAUUUAGUUAAGUGUUAUUGUUUAGGUACAGGUGGCGCCUUGGGCACCGCCCUGUCAUUGAAUCGCCUUACAGCGAAUAUGCCACCGCUUAUUGGACGUCUGGUGCCGUUCGUGGCCAUCUCGGCGGCGAAUUGCAUUAAUGUGCCUAUGAUGCGUUCACACGAAAUUCGCAAUGGUGUGGUGCUGCUGAAUGAGCAGGGGCGUGAAGUGGGCGUGUCAAAGCGUGCCGCCAUCACCGGCAUUGCGCUGGUCGUGCUGAGUCGCAUUGCUAUGGCCAUACCCGGUAUGACCUUCACACCGGUACUAAUAGAUAAGUUGGAUAAGCCAGGCAAGUUACUCAAUCGGCUGCCGUGGCUGAACCCACCAUUACAAACGGGGAUUUGUGGGUUGCUGCUGAUAUUUGCUACACCGAUGGGUUGCGCGCUGUGGCCACAGAAAAUGAAUAUCAAAAUAGAAAAAUUGGAGCAUGAAGUUCAGGCAGACGUCAAAAAAAAGAAUCCAGACUUAAAAGUGGUGUGGUUUAAUAAAGGACUUUGAAAUGAAGGUCCUGAAGAAACAGAUUUGCGAAUAUCAAAGCAAAAAAUAUUCAAAUACAAAUAAUUGGAAGAAACGCAAAGGAAUCUUUGCGCUGAAAGACGUGUCAAAAUAAGCGAAGGCAAAUGCAAAGGGAGGCUCACAGUCAACUAAAAAUUAAUAAAAAGUAAACAAACACUCAGCCAAAAGGCAAAGCGCUGAAACACUUCUGUAUUUAAAAGGAAAAACAACACCAAAAACAGCAAUUACAAUCGUGUCAAAACCACAAAAAGUAUUCCAAAAAAGUGCCAAAAACAUUGCCACCAAGCGACAAAGAGAAGACAUGUGUGUUGCUAGCGCAUGUGGUAUCAUUUGGAGCCGCCUCUAGGAUGAAUAAUACCGUGUUUCAAUGCCUGUGACAAUUUAGGAACACAGAGGGAUGCACUUUUUUGUGGCGUUUUUCAACUUCAGCAGCAUUUUUGCUGCAUAUGCCGAUAUGAAGCAGUGAUCAUAUUAUCCUUAAGAAGAGCAAAGGAUGCUGCGGGAAUAACAAACGAGGCAGAGUUCAAUCGCAGAUCGAAGCUAACUUAUUUCCUGCCAUAAAUGAAACAGUAAAAUCGAACCUACUCGAA
Bactrocera oleae (olive fruit fly) is the source of this 1693-nucleotide messenger RNA. The record is from RefSeq and is a predicted model, not a curated record. Lineage: Eukaryota; Metazoa; Arthropoda; Insecta; Diptera; Tephritidae.